Molecule: messenger RNA, 2002 nt
Organism: Asparagus officinalis (garden asparagus)
Lineage: Eukaryota; Viridiplantae; Streptophyta; Magnoliopsida; Asparagales; Asparagaceae
Product: V-type proton ATPase subunit B 1-like
Exons: 15
Coding region: 138-1607 (489 amino acids)
Biological process (GO): proton transmembrane transport; ATP metabolic process
Cellular component (GO): proton-transporting V-type ATPase, V1 domain
Molecular function (GO): proton-transporting ATPase activity, rotational mechanism; ATP binding
Source: RefSeq, a predicted model, not a curated record
AAUUUAAUAAUUAUUUUCAUCUGAUCACCAUUUACUUCUUUAUUCAUCCACAAAAUUUAUAAAAUAGAAGCCGGGGAUCCAGAGAGGGGUUUAAUUUCUUGCUGCUAUCUUUCUCGAGAUCGAAUCCGAAGGUGAACAUGGGUGUGGUGCAGAAAAUUGCUGAUAUGGAGGAGGGAACACUGGAGGUUGGCAUGGAAUACAGAACUGUGUCUGGAGUUGCUGGACCACUAGUAAUACUCGAAAAAGUGAAGGGCCCUAAAUAUCAAGAAAUUGUUAAUAUUCGACUUGGAGAUGGAACAACAAGGCGUGGUCAGGUUCUUGAAGUUGACGGAGAGAAAGCUGUGGUUCAGGUCUUUGAAGGAACUUCCGGCAUUGAUAACAAGUACACUACCGUGCAAUUCACUGGGGAGGUUCUGAAAACUCCUGUGUCAUUGGAUAUGCUUGGGCGCAUUUUUAAUGGUUCUGGGAAGCCUAUUGAUAAUGGGCCACCUAUUUUGCCUGAGGCAUAUUUGGAUAUUUCAGGAAGUUCUAUCAAUCCUAGUGAGAGAACCUAUCCUGAAGAGAUGAUACAGACUGGGAUAUCUACCAUUGAUGUCAUGAACUCCAUUGCUCGAGGACAGAAGAUCCCUCUCUUCUCUGCCGCUGGGCUUCCUCAUAAUGAAAUAGCUGCUCAGAUCUGUCGUCAGGCUGGGCUUGUAAAGCGAUUGGAAAAAACUGACAAUCUUUUGGAGGGUGGAGGUGAAGAUGACAACUUCGCAAUAGUGUUUGCGGCUAUGGGAGUAAAUAUGGAAACAGCACAGUUCUUCAAACGUGAUUUUGAAGAAAAUGGUUCUAUGGAGAGAGUGACUCUCUUUCUAAAUCUGGCUAAUGAUCCGACUAUUGAACGCAUUAUCACUCCUCGAAUCGCCCUUACAACAGCAGAAUAUUUAGCUUACGAAUGCGGAAAGCAUGUGCUUGUUAUCCUAACAGACAUGAGUUCAUAUGCUGAUGCUCUUCGUGAGGUAUCUGCCGCCAGAGAGGAGGUGCCAGGUAGACGUGGUUAUCCUGGGUACAUGUACACUGAUCUGGCAACAAUAUAUGAACGUGCUGGGCGUAUUGAAGGAAGAAAAGGCUCCAUUACUCAAAUACCUAUCCUAACUAUGCCAAAUGAUGAUAUCACACAUCCCACUCCCGAUCUUACUGGUUACAUCACUGAAGGCCAAAUAUACAUUGAUCGGCAGCUCCACAAUCGACAGAUAUACCCACCAAUCAAUGUCCUUCCAUCUCUUUCACGAUUGAUGAAGAGUGCUAUUGGUGAAGGAAUGACCCGCCGUGAUCAUUCUGAUGUAUCAAACCAGCUGUAUGCCAAUUAUGCAAUUGGGAAGGAUGUUCAGGCUAUGAAAGCUGUUGUUGGAGAAGAGGCUCUUUCUUCUGAAGAUCUGCUCUACCUUGAGUUCUUGGACAAAUUCGAGAGAAAAUUUGUCACUCAAGGCGCAUAUGACACUCGAAACAUCUUCCAGUCUCUUGAUCUCGCAUGGACUCUCCUCCGUAUCUUUCCUCGUGAGCUUCUCCAUCGUAUACCUGCAAAAACCUUGGAUCAGUUCUACAGCAGGGAAGCAGCCCAUUGAACUGCUAAUGUAGUCUCAUCAGGUUUACUGCAUAUGAAUAAAUAAGAUGGCUAUUCUGAACCCUGAUAAAGUCUUUUUUCCCUAGAUAGUUCCUAUUCUUUCAAAGCCCGAACCGUGAGUUGUUUCAUCUGUAUUGGCUUUUGUAAUGUUCAAUAUUUUAUGUAUUGGUGCAUAGGAAGUGAUGUAUCCCAUGAACGAAUGGUUAGUUCCGCAUGUAUUAUUAUCUUUCUGUUUACUGGGGGAAUAAACAGAACAGUUCAAGCUCUCUCUGUUUGUACCGAACAUUGACUAAAGGGUGCUGAGUUUUUUGCUUUAUAAUCUUGCUUGAAGUAGAUAUGACAGAUGUAAAACUGUUGUCUUAAUGAUCUAAAAUAACUUGAGCGUUACUUUUUUAA